AUGGAUACUCAAGAAUUUACCUUAAAUUUUAAAUUACUUAUAGGGAAGUUCCCUGAUAGCUUAGGCUGCCAUUCGCCUCUGCAUAGCGCUCCGCUGCUUGCUUUGCCGUCCGAACACGUCAUUCCAAUGUCAUGCUGCUCACAGAGUCGGGGCUUGCACUCUCUACUGAGAUCAGAGACGCUGAGUAGUCAUGCAUUGCAUCAGUAGGGUCCGCCUCCCAGAAAUUCUAAUAAAACGAAUUUUCUAGUCAGUGUCAACCAAAGUUAAGCUGGAACUCUCAAGGCGCAACACCUGGUAUCACUCUGGGAAUUUACCCGAUUGACAAAGUGACCACCUCUGGCCUUGAUACUUUUUCCUUUUCAACUCUAGUGAACAAUCUCCCCACGAGGCAAAAAUUUGAUCUGAAUUGAGCAUGCGGUCGGUAAAACCCGGCCAGAUGCACAUUUUCGAACGCUGUCCUCCCUUCCACAAAGGUCCCCACUUUCCUAAGGAGCCUAGCGGCUGUAGGUGUUUAGAGGGCAGGCUGCUUCACCACGCCAUUUUAAUCUAUGCUCAAGGGUUUGCCACCGAAGAUGUAAGAAGCGUGGUCGAUAAAUUAAGAAGGAUCAUGCUUGAGGAUGGCAGCCCAGAAACUUCUGCAGAGUCUCCAUUACUUCUUCAAAGAGAAUCUCCUGAACCUAAGCCUAAAAAACAGUCAAAACCAGCUAACACAAAAACAAACACUCAGCAGCUCUCUGGGGCUGUCUCUCAAAAAGUCUUUGAGAAGACAACUCUAGCAAGGAUGCGUGCUUAUCAGCAACGCCACGAAGACAGAAUUCACAAAGCUCAAGAGUCAAGAGAAAAGGAAAAGAUGGGAAAUUUCCCAUACUCACCUUGCAUUAAUAAUAAUUCAAAAAAAAUUAUUGGUAGAUGUGCUCCAAUUUAUUCCCGUGUCCAAGAAAUAAUCGAAGAUAAAAACAAACGCAUAGAAGAGCUCACCGAGCGAGCCAAAAUUCAAAAAUUGGCUGAAGAAAAUAAAGAACUUACAUUCAAGCCGAAAACUUGUGAAAGCACAAGCAAGAAAAGAACAACAGAGGAGUAUUAUAAUUACAUGAAUAAAUGAAAACAAGUCAGAUUGGAAGUACAAGAAAGAGAACGAGAAGCUAAAACAAAAGAGGAGUCUGAAAAAGCAACUUUCAAGCCACAAAUAGAUGGAAAAUCAAUUGAAAUGACGAAAAAUAUGAUUCCAUUUCAUGAAAGAAUGGAAAAAGAAAUAAAUAAACGAAAAGCCCAAAAAGAAGAAUGGAGCAAAGUCCCAUUGUAUAGCUUUAAACCGGAUAUCCCGAAAGAUAACAAACCGCGUGACAACGUGUUUGAGAGAUUAUAUACAAGGAAUAUGAUAUAUAGCAAAUCUCCUACACCAAGUAGAUUAACACCUCCGCCGACUAAAAGGAUAAAUUCAAAAUCACUUAAUGAAAAAGAGCUAAAAAAAGUUCUGAAAUUGGCUGGGCAAGAUGAAUCAUAUGAAAGUGUAGAGAAGCCAAAGGCUAAAGUAAAAAUAGUAGUGGAAAAUGAAGAAAAAAGCGAAAAAAUAGAGAAUUUAGAUUUUCUGAAAGAUCUGACAGAGAGUUUAUUAUUUUAG
This is a messenger RNA of Blepharisma stoltei, 1621 nucleotides long. The record is from the annotation of a GenBank genome assembly. Lineage: Eukaryota; Ciliophora; Heterotrichea; Heterotrichida; Blepharismidae.